Medioppia subpectinata is the source of this 382-nucleotide messenger RNA. Lineage: Eukaryota; Metazoa; Arthropoda; Arachnida; Sarcoptiformes; Oppiidae. The record is from the annotation of a GenBank genome assembly.
GAGCAGCUCUUCGUUCGGUGAUGUGGCCGCAGCCGAUGCCAUGUCUUCUAGGUCUUUCGGUGACCGAAACCAAGCGUUGGAAUCACUUGUGAAGAAGUCAAUUAUCACUUACAUCGCCGGUAAAGCCAAACACCAAUGCGUUCAUCACAGCCGCGACUCCGGCCGACACUCUUCGGGUCGGGACUCGUCCUCCGGUCGGCGCACCGACGAUAGGGACAGACGGGUCGGCUCGGGAUACCUGUCCUCCUCUUCCUCCACGUCCAUGACAUCCAUUAAACGUCUGAAGACCUCUUCAACGAAAGACUCGCCGUCGAACUCGACCUCAAAGUUGGCCACAAAUAGCCCGCGAGGAGAGCGGCCGUCGUCGGCGGCCAACGAGCCG